AUGGUUUUAAGUAUUUGUUCGAGGAAUCCGGCUCCGGCGAAGGAUUUGUCUGAAGGAGAAGAAGAACACGAAACAGAGUCUGCUUCUGCUCCGGUUGUGGUUGUGGUGAGCUCAGAGACAACUCCUGCCUUUUCUGAUUCAGCUGAGGAGAUUCCAUCAUCCAAAAGAGCAAAGACCGCCAAGAAAGCCGCGUUCACUAGAAUUUGGUUGGAGGAAGAUGAGAUUCUUUGCCUUCAAGCAUUGGUGGACUACAAGAGCUCUUGUGAGGGAGAAGUACUUCCUAAAGACUUGAGGGCUUUUUACGAUAGUGUUAAAAGCUCAUUCAGCUUCGUGGUCACGGAUUUCAAUCAGGUCAGAACCAAAAUUUGGAAUCUGAAGAACAAGUAUAUCAAGCUCAAGAAGAACGGUGAUGAGCAUGACCGAAGUUUAGGAGGUGAUGAAGAAGUUGUAAAAGCCAAGUUGAGGUCUGUUUCUUCCAAGACUAGGAAGAGACUUAAGAAGCUUUUCAACUUGUUGGAAGCUGAGAAGAACAAGUGCUUUUUGCUCAAGGCUCAGAUUGUCAAGGAGGUGACUUCUGCUAUUAUCUCUUAG
Camelina sativa (false flax) is the source of this 591-nucleotide messenger RNA. The record is from RefSeq and is a predicted model, not a curated record. Lineage: Eukaryota; Viridiplantae; Streptophyta; Magnoliopsida; Brassicales; Brassicaceae.